This is a messenger RNA of Brachypodium distachyon (stiff brome), 2244 nucleotides long. Its product is annotated as putative glycerol-3-phosphate transporter 1. The record is from RefSeq and is a predicted model, not a curated record. The transcript has 3 exons. Gene Ontology annotation, biological process: transmembrane transport; phosphate ion homeostasis. NCBI's taxonomy places the organism in Eukaryota, Viridiplantae, Streptophyta, Magnoliopsida, Poales, Poaceae. Gene Ontology annotation, molecular function: transmembrane transporter activity. Bases 272 to 1771 code for a protein of 499 amino acids. Gene Ontology annotation, cellular component: membrane.
AGCUUUGCUCGAAGUCCUCGAACCACCCGCUCAAGGGAAAACAGCCACCAAGAAACGCAUCCUUCCUUCCUUCCUUCCAUAUCCCUGCCUGCGCGUGCGCAUUUGUUCAUACUAAACCCCAAUCCAACCCGCGCCGCGCUAACCCCUCUCUCGGAUCGGCGGAGGACUCUCGCCAACCCCCAACGGAGGUGGUGAUCAUUCUUGUAUCAAGAAGCGUGUGUCUGCUCUGUCCUCUGGGUUUUGAACUUAAUAAGCAGCCGUGUGUACUAUCAUGGCUCAGUCUCAUGAGACAACGAGUAGGAAACCUCCUGGCCUUUGGUUAUUUAAAGGUGCCAAAGCACUAAGAAAUUACCAGACACUUGUCUUGGUCCUUACAUUCUUGGCAUACACUUGCUUCCAUAUGACUCGGAAGAUAACAAGCAUCGUCAAGAGUGAGCUUGAUCCCCAGACAAAGAUGGGGUUCUCUCGAUGGGGACGAUUGCACACAAACAACGGUCUCAAUGUUGGUUGGUAUCCAUUUAACACCACUGAUGGUUCUGCUUUGCUUGGUGAGAUAGACGUCGCAUUCCUUGCAAUGUAUUCCCUUGGGAUGUUCUUCGCUGGGCAUCUUGGUGACCGCCUUGACCUAAGGGUCUUUUUGGCAAUUGGCAUGAUUGGAACUGCAGUAUUCACUGCCCUCUUCGGUGCUGGAUACUGGCUAAAUAUUCACAACUUUUACUACUACCUGACCUUUCAGAUGAUUGCUGGCUUAUUUCAAUCAUCCGGGUGGCCUUCAGUUGUUGCAGUUGUCGGAAACUGGUUUGGGAAGAGCAAGAGGGGAUUGAUUAUGGGUAUAUGGAAUGCACAUACUUCUAUCGGAAACAUAUCCGGUUCACUGCUUGCGGCAUUUCUACUGAAGUUCGGAUGGGGUUGGUCAUUUGCCAUCCCCAGCCUUAUCAUGGCUCUUGUUGGGUUGGUGGUGCUUUUCUUCUUGCCUGUUAGUCCUCAAGUGAUGGAGAUAGACAUUGAUGAUGGGGAGAGGAACUCGGACAAGGAUACUGAAAAGGAGCCCCUUUUGGAACCAGGCCAAGAAGUGAUACAUAAGCCAAUAGGAUUCCUAGAGGCAUGGAGGAUUCCUGGAGUUGCACCGUUUGCUCUCUGCCUUUUCUUCUCCAAAUUGGUUGCAUACACCUUCCUGUAUUGGCUACCAUUCUACAUCAGCCAUACACCUAUUGGCAAUGAGUACCUCUCUGACACGAUGGCUGGCAGCUUAUCAACAAUCUUUGAUGUUGGAGGUGUGUUGGGAGGAGUCCUUGCUGGUCACAUCUCCGAUCGCUUAAAUGCGCGAGCAAUCACGGCUGCCAGCUUCAUGUACUGUGCGAUACCUGCCCUCUUCUUGUAUCGUACAUACGGAAGUAUGUCGAUGAUGUGGAACAUUUGCCUCAUGUUCAUCACUGGCAUGUUUGUAAAUGGCCCUUAUGCCCUGAUUACAACCGCCGUGUCAGCUGACCUUGGCACUCACAGCUCAUUGAACGGCAACUCCCGGGCACUGGCCACUGUGACAGCGAUCAUUGACGGGACAGGGUCGGUUGGUGCCGCCAUUGGGCCAUUGCUGACAGGAUACAUCUCAACGGAGAGCUGGAGCGCCGUGUUCACAAUGUUAAUGGCAGCGGCUCUCUUAGCUGGGCUCCUCUUGACGCAUCUUGUCUGUGCUGAGCUAAGAGGAAAGCUGUCCUCCAAUGUGAGCAAGGAGUCUGCCAAUGCGGAAGGUACCUGCUCAGAUCUAGUGUAAGAUUGUAAGCAUGAUCUGCUCGUUCUCGAGAUACGUAUGUGCAUUGGAUUCAGAUUUUUGUAGUCCCAUCACCUUCUUCAUCACUCCGGCACGGGUCUGAAGGCUAAGGGAUGUAUGUAUGUGGUUGCUGAGUGACUUACCCAGUACAACCCCAGGAAUGAGUAGCAGAGGGUAGAAAAUGUAUGUUCAGAUUAUUUUUUCAGGUUUACAAGAUAGAGAUGAAAACAGCUCAAGAUUUCUCAGCCCAAAUAUAGGAGCAAUUUAGGUGCCUUGUAAAUAUAUUGGGCAAUAAGAUUGGGGCUGUAUUUGCAUGUAUAAUGUAUUACUGCACAUUUAAGUUUGUACUGUGAUUAUUGUUUAGGGUAGACAAAAGGGAACAUCCCUUAAUGAGACCUGCAUAUCUGCUAGUUGAGAAUAUGGAUAAAUUUUUGAAUUGAGGUUUCAGGAAAUGGUGUACAUUUAUCUGUUCAUCA